Messenger RNA from Mytilus californianus (California mussel), 4618 nucleotides. RefSeq names its product DNA polymerase lambda-like. Gene Ontology annotation, cellular component: nucleus. Gene Ontology annotation, biological process: double-strand break repair via nonhomologous end joining. The transcript has 9 exons. Gene Ontology annotation, molecular function: DNA-directed DNA polymerase activity; DNA binding. Bases 113 to 1753 code for a protein of 546 amino acids. The record is from RefSeq and is a predicted model, not a curated record. Lineage: Eukaryota; Metazoa; Mollusca; Bivalvia; Mytilida; Mytilidae.
CCGGUUCCUCCUGAAUUUAUAUUUAUUUAUUUAUAUUAUUCAUUCAUUUAUUUAUUUAUCUAUUUAUUUAUUUAUCAAUUUAUCUAUUUGUAUAUUGUUUUAACCACUCAUAAUGGACAACAAAAAAAGGAAACUUCCCGAACAUUUCGAGACCGAAGUAAAUUACAGUUUUCUAAAUGGUGUUAAUGCCUACAUUCUGAAGACAGGAAUUGAGAAUGCCAGAAUGAAAAUCUUCAAAACUAAGCUGACAAAAUAUGGAGGGUCUUUCUCAGAUGAGCUGACAGAAGACACUACAUAUAUAAUUAUGGAGGCAAAUAUUGAAAUAACACGGCUACUUAGUAUUCUACAUGUUGAAACUAUUCCUGAUCAUAUUCAUUUGAUAAACACUAAUUGGCUUAGUAGAUGUUUUAGAGAAAAAUCACUGGUUAACACAGACAAUUUUAUUAUCAAAAGGAAUUUGCCCCACUCCAAACCAGAUGUGCAACAUGGCAGCAAAACCUUCGAAAUAAACCCUGAAGAUGCUGUGUGCGAAAAUAAAAAACCUCCAGUUUCAGGAACACUUAAAAUGGCUCCUGUAUGUAGAUCAAGUAGGAUUCAUAUUCAUGAAUCAAAACAAAGAAAGAUAGAAAAAAGUGAGAGUGAUAAAAGUAGUGAAUACAAAACAAGCGAUGAAGAUGUAAAGCUAAAUGCAAAAGUCUCAGUUCCAUCAACUGAAGGCAUGUUGAAGAAAGGUAACUGGGUUUGUGCACAGUCUUCUUUGAACCCAAUACCUAAUAUCAACAGUCAUAUUACAGAAAAAUUAGAGGAAAUGGUUAAAAAGUAUGAAAGUACAAGUGACAAGUGGCGAGCUUUUGGAUACCAGAAAGCAAUCCAGGUUCUUAAGAAACAUCCAAAGCAAAUUACAACUUGGGAGGAAGCAAAGGCUUUACCAGCCAUUGGAGCAAAGCUGGCUGAUAAAAUUUGGGAAGUUAUAGAAAGUGGUGGAUUACGGAAGUUAGAUGAAUUUAAAUCCAACGAGGAGAUAAAAACUUUGGAACUUUUUACCAAUGUUUGGGGUGCUGGGGCUGUAACAAGUCGACAGUGGUAUCAGCAGGGAUUUAGAACACUAGAAGAUCUCAAAAAAAAAGCAAAGUUGACACAUCAACAAGAAGUUGGUUUGAAGUACUAUGAUGAUAUUUUAGAUAGAAUGUCAAGAGAAGAGGCUGGCGAAAUUGAGGAAACAGUCAGAAAGUCAGUAGAAACUAUACACCCAGAACUCAUUGCUCAAGCUUGUGGAUCCUACAGACGUUGUAAACCUACUUGUGGAGAUGUUGAUGUAUUGGUUACACAUCCAGAUGGAAAGUCACACAAAGGGAUUUUUUACAAUCUUAUAUUAAAGCUUAAGGAACAAGGAUUUAUAACAGAUGAUUUAGUGUCGAGUGAAAGCGAUGGUAAUCAACAGAAAUAUUUAGGAGUUUGUCAGUUACCUGGCAAAAAUAGAUUACACCGCCGUUUAGAUAUUAUUAUUGUCCCAUACGAUGAGUAUGCAUGCGCUUUGGUGUACUUUACGGGUUCAGCUCAUUUUAACAGAUCUCUUCGGCACCUUGCAAAGAAAUGUGGUAUGUCACUGUCGAACCAUGCAUUACGAAAAGACGUUGUAAGAAAGGGAACACAAAAGAUCUAUGAAGGAACUGUAGUACCAACUCCUACCGAAGAAUCUGUAAUGACAUGUCUUGGUGUACCAUACAGACCUCCAAAUGAAAGGGACCAUUGAGAAAAUAUUUCCUAAUUACUUAUGAUGAUGUUAAACUGGUAGUAGUGAUAAAGCUAAAAUGGAUAACUGACAUUACACAAUAACUAGUGUAAACUGUUACACCCACGAUUGCACUUGCGCAUUGGUCUACUUUUGUUUUCAAACUAAAUUUAAGAAGAAACUCUCUGACGGAUGUAUAAUUAGAGGAGGAUAUAUUUUUUUAGAUUUCUAGUUACCAAUCACAUUUGUGUGCACAAUUACGAAAUCCCUUAUAUUUGUUUGUCAUAGACAAGACACAUUAUGGUAUACCCUUGUCUGUUCGUCCGCCCACCCAUUUAAAUGUCGUACAAAAGCUGUAAAAUGCUAUGAUCAAAUUUCAUGAAACUUGUAUCGACAAAUCCUUAGAUUUAUGAUUAUUCCGUUAGUCGUUCCAGAGUUAUUCCGAUUUUAAAUGUCAGAUUUGAGGCAUGUUCAUGGUGGGAGUAAGGUAGAAAUGGACUACCUAAAUAGUUCUUAACCGACACAUCUGUCUUAAAUAAAAAAUUAUAAAGUAGUAUAACCAUGAUAGCAAGCACACAUUUUAUCACCUAAUAUAAUAAUACCAGUAAGUGUAAACUUUAAAAAAGGUUUGUAUUUUCUUCAGUAUUACAUUAUUGAUCAAAACCACACAAUCAAUCAGUCACUGUUUUUAAAAAGAUGAGAAAUACACUUUUUCAUUUCAAAUUGUCCACAUAUGUAGGUAAAGGGACUUUUUCCGCCUCCUAUAAUUUUAUUUCAAAGAGGCUAAUAGUUUGUACACAACAAAACAUACACAUGAUAUCAUCUCUACAAUGCAGAAUAUAUUACAAUACAAUAUAGGUCUUUAACUGUUGAAAAAUAAAUCUUUUCAGACUUUCUUUUUUGAUUUGUGGUCCUUUCAAAAUCUUUGCAAAUUCAUUUUCUAUAAUUUAUAUAAAGCCUUCUUGUGUAAGGAACAAGAUAAGUAUGCUAGAACUGUGAUAAGAUGAUUAAAGCUGUAAAUUUACUGCUUGUUUUAAUAAAGUUUAUCGACAAGUCACAGGUAUUUCUGUUGAAACAAAUUUCGCCCGUUUAAAAACAAAGUUGCUCUUUUGUUGUUAUGAAUCACAGUUUAUGGCAAAAGACAAUAAAGAUCCGUCUAAAUUUCCAUAUAUCAGAAAACUUUUAUAACACUUUAGGUAACACAAUACCAAAUUGCAUAUUUUCAGAUUUCUAAAAUUUUUGGCACACUUGUACUUUUAUUCUAGUUACAUCGGAAUAUGAAAUAAAAAAAUAGGGGGUCUCCUUUCUUGUUUUCGUAAUUUUAAUGAGAAAAUGUCAAUUUUAGCGCCAAAUUUAUAUAGAUAUUUAGGAAAUAUGCCUUUCUUGACUUAUUUUUUUCAAGGUUUUUCAAUGAAUGGCUACGUUCUUCUAUACGGAGAAGCACCAAAAACUAACAUAAUAUUCAGGAUUGUAUACUGAAUCCAUGCAUGUAUGUAAAACCAAAUGUCACCAUUUUUUUAAUUUUUUUAGAUAAAUUACUUUUAAGUUGACUGAUACACUUAGAAUUUGACAGAAAUCAGGGACUAAACUUAACGCUCACCCAGUCGCCCAAGGCAACCAGAUUUUCGGAUGGGCGAGUAUAUUUUAUCAUCCUGAUCACCCAGCUGGCGACUGUAAAAUAUUUUGAAGUGAAUCCCAUUUCUACCCUUUCCCCCGCGAUAUAAACAAAAACUGUUCCCAAAAGGAAACCUGCUUGUCAAAUCAAAGCGGGAUAAUUAAAGAGAGAAUUGACGAAAACCAGUAAGUUCAUUUUAAUAACCCAAACCCGGUCGGACAACUGUGUUUUCAAUACGAAGUCACGAUUUGACAUACACCUCAAUCUCUAAGCAUGUGUUCUUAACCCUCUUUUAAAUCUUGUAUGAUUAUUUCAUUAUUGUUUAGUUUUCUUCUAAACUGUUCAAUAUGCAUCGCGAAAGGGAUGCAUUCCAGUUGUCCAGGGAGUCAUUACAAGCCCGUAUUAGACAUUAACUUGUCCACGAAUCGCUUUAUACAAAUUCUUCAAUGAAAAGAACGAAAUGCAAAAUCUCGUAAAUAAAUAUUGUCAAAAGGUCAACAGGUCAACAGGAAGUAGAAAUUGAAGGGAGACAAUUUUGGUAGGCAAUGUAAUAGAAUCAGUAUUGUCAAAUCUUAUGAUAUAUUUCUGGUGGCAAUAAUUCAAAUAUUAUAAAUUUAUCACACAAAAUCUUUACCAGACUCAAAAGCUACAAGUAGGAUUACCUAAUAAGGCUUAAUUAGUAUAUGAAAAGUACAUUUCAGUGUUAUUUUAUUUGUAUAAAAAUUGGUUGGGCUCCUCAAAUUUCAACUGGGCCCCUGAAAAAAAAUAUUUUAGGGGCCCAGCUGGCCCCUGGAGGAAAACAGUUAAGUUUAGUCCCUGUUAGAAAACGUGUGAAGGAACUGAAUACUAAAUAACAUUAUUUUUACAAGGGAAAAAAGCAGUAUAUAAUAUGUUUAAUGAACUACAGAAUGAUUAUUAUAACCAUGACACAUUAUUGACUUUAUUUGAAACUUAUGUUGCAAGCAUUUUGAACUAUGGUUGUGAAAUUUAGGGGUAUCAUAAGGUACCGGAUAUUGAAAGGGUUUGUAUGUAUUUUUUUAAACUUAUACUGCAAGUAAAAAAGAGUAAUGUUGAUAACAUGAUAUAUUGUGAAUAAGAUGGGUUGUCUAUGUGCAUAGAAAGAGAAUAUAGAAUGGUAAAAUAUUGGAUAAAAUUAUUAUGUACUGAUAAUUGCAUAUUGAUAUGAUGAAAAUUUAUGUUUAGUAGCUGUAAUAAAAAAUAAAAUAAUAAACAGAACUGGUGCUGAAAAAUAAAAGAUAUUUUUUAAUAAA